ACGCCGCGCCAACUCUCGUCUGGCAGUUGAAAUGUCAGUUGAGGUGGUAGCAGCCACUUCUUGUGCUUUCGUGAAAUUAACCUCAUGAGUGAUUAACAGACACGCUGAACACCAACAAAUGUAAGUACUAGUUUAAUUGAAAGGUUUUCUUUUAAGGUAAAAAGCGUAAAAUCUUGUGUUUAUUUGGGAUACCUCGGUUCAAGCCUAUUGUUGAUGGUGCAGAAGCUAGCUAGGAGGAGCAUUCAAGCUUAAUUCAAUCACAUGUAUGACUGAGUUUGAUUUUCUCCAAACAUGAGCAUUGAGGUGCAGAUGAGACGGACAAUGGACCUUCUGGGUGUUUUUUCAGCGUCAUGGUUGGCUGCUAGCAGCUGAGCGUGUGUGUACAGUGUUGUUUUGGCCGAGCUACAGCUACUUAGCAAACAUAACAAGCCCAUUCAUUGUUUUGCUGAAGACUUAAAACAAUGUUGUUUAUUAUGCGUGUUGUGCCAGAGGACAGUGCUUAAUAGGAAAUGCACCGCUUUAAUCUAAAAUAGCAAUAAAAAGCUGUAAGAGGACAGUCUGAUGAAAGGUAGGUAGCAUUUGUCUGUUUGCUUCCCUGAGACUCGAACCUGUUCUACUGCUUAAGAUUGUGAAGGUUAAAACUAUGAAGCACCUCUCUGUGCUGGGACUUUUGGUACCUUGAGUUCACAGUAUGUAACAUAAGCGCAAAUUAUGAAAAAUGAGUGAAUAUUUGGCUAGUUAGCUUUGAUAACCAACCAUUUUUUGUCAAGUAUAUGCUUUCCAGGAUUAAUACUGUUGUCAGUUUCUCUUUCUUAGUAUUUACAUACUGAUAGUAAAAAAAACCUUAGUGCAUUAAUUUUCUGGUUUCUGCUGUCCAAAACUGCACAGAUAUGACACCACUUUUACUAACACAAAUAGACUUAGUGUCUCAUUUGAUUAAUGCUGAGUCAUAUUUUGAUAUGUUAUAUCUGUUCAAAAGAUAGACAAGUCUCUGAUGUCACUCUGACCUUUGAAUACUUCCAGCUAGGGCUGGACGAUAUGGGAAAAAGUUUAUCUUGAUAUAUUUUUCUCAUAUCAGUCAAUAUCGAUAUAUAUUACAAUGUAAGAAAAAAUAAGAUUUAACAGUGCUUAAUGGUAGCAUGUCCUUUGCAAUACAAUAAACUAAUGCAUCAGUGAGGUCCUUGCAUCUCUUCAACGCUUGCGCUAAUGCAGUGUUUCUCAAGUCCAGUCCUUGAGGACCACUGUCCUGCAUGUUUUGGAUAUUCCCCUGCUCCAACACACCUGAUUUAAAUGAUCUGCUUGUUAUUAAGCCAUUACAGAGUUUGAUAACGAGCUGAUCAUUUGAAUCAGGUGUGUUGGAGCAGGGGAAAAUUCAAAACAUGCAGGACAGUGGGCCUCGAGGACUGGACUUGAGAACCACUGAGCUAGAGAAAGCGGACUGAAUGAGCCAUGAGCUCCUUGCUCCGCUCAGUGUUUGUAACCUACUGCAUCGCAUGGCACUGCUUCAGGUGGUGAUAAAGAUUUGAGGUAUUCCCCAACUUUGCGAGAACAUGUACCCAACAUAAUUUGCAGUGCACUUACUCUGCUUAGUGUCCGACCUCAAAAAACCAAAAUACCUCCACACCACCGACGGUUUCGUGCCAGUGUUGUCGACGAUAUCAUCAUCUGUUGAGCCUUCAUCUGCAUUUUUCUGGGGGUAGCACUCAUUUUCUUUUUUUCUCAGAGCCAGUGCUGUUGACUUCACGUGUUAAAGUGCUAUGGUUGCGUGUUGCUGCAGCCUGCUACUACACUGUUGUUUGCUACUUGGUUCUAAUUCAGCAUAUGAUUGGUUCAGCGCGAAGCAGACCUGGAGUAACUCCUCUUUUCACUGGCUAUUCAUAUAGUCUACCAAAACAUGGCAGAAUGCCGACAAUCGAAAAGGAUAUUGACCGCGUUUUAUAUUGGAAUCGAGGGAAAUUAAUUUUUGAGAUAUAUUGUUAUAAUUUAUCGCCCAGCUCUAGUUCACAGUUGUGUAACAUAAACGCAAUUAUGAAAUACUAGUUAUAUCAGUUAAUGUUUGGCUACUUAGCUUUGAUAGCCAACCAUUUUUUGUCAAGUAUAUGCUUUCCAGGAUGAAUGCUGUUGUCAGUUUCUCUUUCUUAGUAUUGACAUACUGAUAAAAAAGCCUUUGUGCAUUAAUUUUCUGGUUCCCACUGUCCAAAAGUUCACAGAUAUGACAUCACUUUUACUAACACAUAGUACUUUGUAUCUCAUAUGAUUAUUGCUGAGUCAUGCUUUGGGUGGUCAUAUCUGUUCAAAAGGUAAACUAGUCUCUGAUGUCACUCUGACCUUUGAGUGCAUGCAGCCCUUUAUGCAGAGAGCAAAAACAACAGGUGUUGAUCAUGAUAGUGCACAAUCCAUGCGAAAGGAACAGCUCCAGUUCUAAGAAUAUGACAAGAUAUGUUAUUUGAUCUGAGCUUUGCCACAGACAAUUUCUAGAAAAUGACCCUCUUAAAUUGUGUUUCUUGUCAGUACUGUGAAGUCCGAGGAUUAAACAUUAUUUGAGCAAGUAAACAAGGCAUGACAAGUUGAGAUUUCCCUGCGUAAAUCCACUGAAACAACAGCAACCAUUGUGAGGACUUAUUCUAUAGGCAGCUUGCCAAAUCUUGUGAUGAUGUAAGCGUUAUAUAAAUCUUACAGCAGGACUUAGCGUGUAGUGUUUAGCAGCAAACAUUCUGUGACUGCACUUAAAAAGACUUGUGUGUUAGGUUGACCUAUAGCAUGUUUUUUGACAAAGACUUUUUUUGUUCCAUAGUGAGUGAAAGAGGGGAUUACUAUAAUCUGCAGACAUGGGAGGCCUGUUAUCCCGGUGGAAGGUAAGUGGAUGAGUGAAAAUAAAGAAGUCAAGUCAAAAACACUCCAGGAAAGAACAAGGUUAACAGUGCUCAUUUAAACAGUAUGAAGCAAAACCUAAUAGCUGUGGUGCAUUUGUUAAACAGGUUUUAUCGAAUCUCAAGGUAAUGACAGUGUAGGAAUUGUUGAGCGUGUGAAGCAGGUUUUCAGGCCUUUUGAGCUAUUUUGGGGUGGAAAGAAGCACAGAUAGAAAUGAAUAAGUCCAACUGAAUUUAAAAGUGCAAAAUUCUACUAAUAGGUUUGUACCAGAGUACCUAAGGGCAUAUAUGGCAAUUUCUAACCUCUAUAUAACUCUCAAGUACCUGAUUCUUAGAUAUUAAGCAUGUUAUGUAAAACAGUGUUUUUCAAAGCUUUAACAGUGGGCCACAGAGUCCACUCUGAACAGAUUUACUCAGUUCUUGUUCUACUUGAGUGAUGACUAUGCUAAAGACAAUCUAGUCUCUUUUGCCAUCAGCACACUGAACCAUGUGCCCUGAGCUCAAUGAAAUUCAUACACUAUUUUUAGACGUUCUAGGAAAGUCAAGGGACGGGAAGGCAGAUGGCAAGUGAGAGUGAGUAGUAGGAAGUGCAACCGAGGAUUUAAUAGUCAUUACUUUUAAAGAGAAGAGGAAAAAGAAGGUUGAUACGUAAAUAAAUUAAAUAAAAAAAAAUAGGAUGCAAAAUGAGAUGUAUGUCUUUGAAAUUUGAAGGUGAAAUAGGGUUGGCAAUUCUGUUAUUGGCUGUUGGUUAUACAAAGUAUUGUGUCAGUAGUUGGAGUGAAACUGAUGAUGAUUUUUUUUACAUGUGUUUGCCAAAUCUAGACAAAGCCAACCACAGUUGAGCAGCUGGAGAACAUUGACAAGGUACAGUCUCAGAUCAAGUGUCAUUUACUCAAAAUGUUUGACCCAGUUUCAUUUAGAUUCUAGUUUUAUGAUGGAGAUAUACUCUCAAUGUACUUGUGCCUGUCUCAAAGCAAGAUGUUUGAACUCUGAAUGAUCACAUUAAUCACAUUAACUCAAUACUGCUAUCUACCUGGUAUUAUUAAUUCCACUCCUUUAGAGGGGACACUAUUUUGUUAGUGUAGCAAUAAUAAGUGAACUAUAAUCUUUGCACUUGAUGAAAAUGGUUGUGUUUAAAUAACCUUUGACCUCCUCCUUUCUCUUUCAGGAGAUUAAAGAUCUUGAGGAGUUUCGAGCCAAAAACCAGCGUCUACAAAAGGUAAAGUAAAAGAAAAUAGAAAAAAAUCCCAAAUGAGUUGUUUUAUUGUUUGAUUUAUUGUUUUUUAAUCUGUUUUUGUGUUUAUCUGUCUGCAGCUGUGGGUGGGCCGGUUGAUUCUCUACUCAUCAGUCCUCUACCUGCUGACCUCUCUGAUCGUAUACUAUCUCUACCUGCCUGAACAAUGGCUGCAGAGACUGUCCAUGGCCCUGCCCUUCUUCAUUUACCCAGUGCUGUAAGUGCUCACAUUUUUUGACUAUAUUUAUCAAUCUGUCAGUUUUGUCUUGCAAAGAUCACUUUAGAUGUGCCAUGUUAUGUUUUUAAUUGGCAGUCUCACGGUGUGCACUGUAUGUUGUAUUAUUAUUUUCAUCUGUUGCCUUUUUCUGUUGCUCUCAGGGUUUGGUUCAUCAGGAAACUGUUGGUCUUCCUCUUUUCUAAACGCACUGAGAGAAAUAGUAAGUUGUCUGUAGUCCCUUUCUGUCCACCUGUCCAUAAAGCUGACAAAUAUUUAACUUUUGAAACCUAAAGGGAUGUUCCGGUUUAAAUUUUCCAGCAGCCACUUGUUUGUGGGGGAGCCCUGACGAGUCGAUCACCGAGUGCAGUGGAGUUUCACAGCUCAAGGAAGAAAAUUUAUGAUUAUUACUUGGUGGAAAUGUAAUCAGAUUGAGACGCUAAAGCAGGAGAACUACCGCGUCUGAGUGCAAAAUAAUUAUGAUGAUUAUUACUUUAUGGAAAUGUUCCACUGCACUUGGUGAUCAACUCAUUAGGGCUCCCCCACAAACAAGUGGCUGCUGGAGGAGAGUGGGUGAGUUGUGUUUGGUCUCUUUGCUAAAGAAACCAGGAAAAGCUAAAAAGAUGUUUGGUGACAAGUACUAUGACUGGGACCCUAUAUGUACUGUUGAUGAAGUUAGGUGCUGUUCUGAUCUGCUGAUUUGUGGCUAUAGAGUGGCUUUUUGGCUGAGGUUUGUGGGUGGAGAUGUAGACCGCUAUGUGUUGCUAUUGUGCAGUUCUUACUUAAGUUGGUAUACUUAGAGAAGCAAGCAGUCGGCAACAUUCAUCUCUUGAAGGGGUGUCUAACUUGGUGUUACAGUGUGUUUGACCCUAACUUAAAUUUACACCGGAAUAUCCCUUUAAAUGACGCUUUGACUGUGAAUGCUUUAAGAAUGACUAUUACCUUUGCCUUCCUGUUGCAGACUGACACAGCAAAAAAAAUCUAUCUUUAUUGUCACAUUUACUCAAGCUGUUUUGUGAUAGUACACUGUUAUUCUCUAAGACACAACUGAUCAAUGUUUUUCCAACUCUUUUUUUAGAUGAUAAACUUGAAGAUUUAAAGGCCACCAAGAAAAAGAUUGUAAGUGAUGAGAUAAUCUCCACCAUUCUCUAUCAUACACAUCUGUUACUGACUGAUCCAGAGAGAGACUGGGUGUUUUUUGUGGCUUCUCUUUUUCAACCCCGAAGUCAAAAUGCAAUGUUACGCACAGCUUGUCAAACAAGAACGACAGCUCAGCUGCAUUGUCUCUAUGGCUGGUGCCCAAUUUAGACUAGCUUAAAAAGCAGCAACAUUUUGAUCCUUAUUGCUUGUAAGUGUUGAAACCAGGGGAUUCCAAAUCAGUCUGCUUGUUUUGACUGAAAGUUUCCCCAUUUCUGUGUUUACAGCUGGAGGAGGUGAUGGAAACAGAGACGUACAAAAAUGCCAAAAUCAUUCUGGAACGUUUUGAUCCUGAGGCCAAGAGGAAAACUGUGAGUGCAGUUUCUUUUGAUUUAACUUCUCGUAUUGAAUCCUGAUUUGUCACUUUUUGACUUCUCCAUGUUUUGUUUUCUGUCAUGUUGUAGGAGCUUGAGUCGACUCCAGUGCGUCCUCAGAUGACUCCCAGGCCAGGACAAGGUACAACACGUCAAUGCAGAGCAGGCAGAUAACAAAUUGGGAUUCACUGCCACCUGCACAGAGACAGAGUCUUGUCCUUGCUUAAGAAAGAACUGCAGAAUAAAACCCUUUUCUUUGUGUAGAGAUUCGACAAAGAGGAGUGCAAAUGAGACCAAUGCCGAUGGGCACCCCAGGUGCAAUGGCAAUGACUCCCCAGGGAGCACGGCCCACAUUGGCACCAGGAGCUACACCUGUGGGUAAGGGGCUGACAGAGAUCCUCUAUGUUCAGUAUUUAGAAAUAGCAGUUUGUGACUUUGAUGCUGGAUCUACUCUGCACUUUGACUAGAGAGUCAGAGCUCGACUGUUGAGUUCUUUCACCAAAGACUACUACAAGUUUCAGUCUGUCUAAGAAGAUCCUGAAGCAUCCGGCUCAUGGACAAAGCGGAAGUCAGCUGGAACGAACAGAGAGUCCAGCUGCCUCUGACUUUGUUCUUUCAGACGAAUGUGUGUGUGAGUGAGUGGUGUUGUUCCAUGUUGCUCUCCCGACAGAACCUGUUCCUCUCUCAGCUCCAGGAGGACCUCCAGAGAGAUCUGCUCUUUCUGCCUCUGUUCUCCAGGGGGCCGUACCCAGGACCGUCUGCUCCCCUGUACCAGGUGUAGGUAGGUUAUAAGCCCAGAAAUAUGUCUCUUUACAUCAAGGUUGAAUACUGCAAAAGUCUGAAUUAAAGGUAAACUCUGUAUCUCUAUAUACACUUUAUAUAUUCUGUUUCCAACAAGAGUUCUAGUUUCUCUGUUUUUGGUUCUGUUUUUUUAUAGGUUUACAUCCACCAGGUCCUCCAUUAGCAAGACCCAUUCUGCCAAAAGACAGAGGAGCCAUGGACAGAGUAAUUGAGUAUCUAGUUGGAGAUGGACCACAGAACAGGUGAGGAUCUCAUAUUUCGAUUUGAAACCCCAUGAAGAAUUUCCAAGAAUUUAGAAACUUUAGAAACCCUAAGACUUUGGGGUUAGAUAUACGCCCCUUUGCAUCUUGCUGCUCUACCCUCUCUCUCUCUCUCCUUCUCUGUAUUUCUCCCCAACCCAGCAGGUCCUUCCCAAGGUUUCUGCCUGUUAAAAGGAAGUUUUUCCUUUCCACUGUCACUCAUGUUAGAUGAGAGGGGUUAAACCUGUCCCAUCUGAAGGUUGGGUCUUGGCAGUUCAUCAAACAAUGAGUGUGGUCUAGACUCGCUCUUUUUUUGGAAAAGUGUUUGGGGAUAAUGACUGUUGUUAUUUGACGCUAUAUAAAUAAAAUUUGAUUGAUUUUGAUUUGAUUUAUUGAUCUUUAUCUUUGUUUAUGAAGCACAGUUUGUACUCUCUUUAAUAACUGACUACCUGACAUCCCUCAGCAAAACCACUGGAAUUAAGCUUAGCCAAAUAACACCUUAAAUGCCCCAAAAAUUAAAAAAAACAUGAUUUAAAACUGUCUCUUUCUCUUUCCCGCCACUUUUCUUUUCUUCUUAUAGAUAUGCGCUGAUUUGCCAACAGUGUUUUUCCCACAAUGGCAUGGCUUUAAAAGAAGAGUUUGAGUAUCUAGGUAAGGACAAAAACACCCAGUAAAAUGAACAAAAGGGACAUGAUGUAUGUCAAGUUUUUUUGGGGGCUGUUGGGCUGUUAGUCUGUUCCUCAUUCAUUCUCUGUUUUCCUAUUUCCAAUCCUCCAGCAUUUCGUUGCGCAUACUGCUACUUCCUGAAUCCAGCGAGGAAGACCCGCCCCCAGGCUCCCAGGCUUCCAGAGUUCAGCUAUGAGAGAAGGCUGCGAGCAGAGUCACGUUCACCCGGACCAGCACGGCGCUCUGGAGCAGAUACAGAGGAGAGUCCGCCCCCUUCUGGAGGUACUGAGACACACAGUUACACAGACAAGAGGCCGGGAAGAGCAACAACAACCAGGUCUCCUUAGGUCUGAGUCAGAAGUAAAAUGUGUUCAAGCCUAGAGCAAUGCUGGAGGAUGAGAUGUUGAAACUUAAGAGGAAAACAUGAUUUAUCCUGUAACAGUGAGGUUUUUACUGAUCAGUCAGUUUGAUUUUAAACAAGGUUUGAAUUCCACAGCAUAGACCCAACAGACAUGUGAGAGACACAUGCACAUACACUCACUCACACAAACACACUGCCAUACUCACAAUACUCUGUGCUCCUGUAUUACUUACUCCAUGUCCUAACUUCCUGUUUUAGAUGCUUCUUUGUUUAGUGUCCCAGCUGACCUCCAUCAUUUGUUUGUGUUUGAUUCUGUUCUUAACUUCAAUGUUAAUAUUUGUGGUUUUUAUAGCUGUUAGAAUACAAUCAGCCAAAACACAAUACCACCAUUUUAACCUGAUGAAAUCAGUUAGAAAAAGUUAAUCCUUAGAGUUAUUUGUAUUCUUCGGAGCCCGGGAGGUGACAUGAACUUUGUUUUUUUAAAUUCACAUGUACGAUUUAGUAUCUCGUACGUGUGUUUUAUUUGUAUCUUGUGCAUGCAUUUUUGUAAAUAAUCCUCCCCCCUUUUUUGUGAGAGAAGAAGGACAGUGUCAUGGACAGAGAGCAUAUGAUCAACGUUUUCUUUCAUUUAGGUUUGACUCACAAAGAUACUUUAUAUCUGAGCCCCAUUUGGUAUUGUUUUGAGUAGUAGACACCUCAUCAGAAACCCUGAAGCACAGCGACUUUGCUGUCAGCGAUAUUCAGACUUGCAGGAAAUUUUUUUUUUUUAAAUUAAUGAACAGUUAAAGCGCACCCGCAAGAUACUAAAUCACAUGUACAAGAUACUAAAUCACAUGUACAAGAUACUAAAUCAAAUGUACAAGAUACUAAAUCAAAUGUGCGAAUUAAAAAAACAUGGGCUCUGUUGUAUUUAGACACCUCAAUCCUUUUUUGUUAUGAUGUCACCACAUGGUCCACAGUUACGGUUAAAAAGAAAGAAAGAUGACAUUUUUUUGCUUGCACAGUGGUUUAACAAAGCAACAGUGAGUGUACAAGAUACUAUACGAUGUCUUUACAGGGAUUUUAUUCUUGUUUGCAGCACAGAAACUAUUAAGACUAUGAAAAAAUCUCUCUAAAGUUACACAUACAGGAGGUGGAAUAAAGUCCGUGAAAGAAGCCAAAAGUAAGAUUGUAUCCAAAGCCUUGAUUCAUCCUGUUCUGUGCUCGUAAAGGUUCCUUAGCUCUUGUCCUUGGUCAGACCUAUAGGUUUUGCGUGUAGUGAUCAGUGGAUAAUGGUGUGAUCUUGCCUCUAGCCAAGGCUCCAGCCUCGUGGAAUAUGGUCCACAGUUUUCGGAUCCAGCAGAGUCCAAAGAAACCUCAGAACCAACCUCUACAGAGUCCAGGUUCCCCUUUCCCUUCCUGCACUGUCUGAUCUGACUUAAUUUGACCUGAUUUGAUUGAUUGGGUUAUCUCCGAAUGGGCCUAUUUUCUUGGCAGUAGAAUCCAUAACAUUGUAGAGCUCAGCUUAACACCAAGUUUUUGAUCUCUAAUCACCGUAACUCCUUAUAAAACUGAAAAAAUUGGAUUUCCAGUCACUGAAUGUCUGUGCCAGAUCUGGGUUCAGUAAAAACACAGUUGAUCCAAUUUAGAAAUCAAAAAUCCACCUUUUGAAAGUUUAGGAAUUCAUGUGAACUCUUGUCAAAGUCGAGGCUUUGUUUGAUAACUGAUGCAGAAUUAUCUAAUUAGUCUUGAUAGAAGAGAAAUAUCGUUAGAAUAUUAAUGUUAAAAAAAUAAAUAAAGAAAGUCACUUCAUCUGACUCAGAUCUGGUCUUCACUGAGUGAUCAAAAUGUUUGGAUAAGUGUCCUUGCUGAUUGAUUUCCCCCUCAAUCUCCAUGUUCAAUGUCUCAUGUCUCUAAAAGCUCGAUGUGCUCUCUAGUACACGUGUUUGAUACAAAAAAAUACAGAAGAGAUCAGUUUGUGCUUUGUUGGAUUGAAAAGAAAUCUGAAAGGUUUUUGUGCAUAUAUCUUUAUUCUGCAUCCAAUGAUCUAGCUGCUAUCUGCUCUUAUUUGUCAUUCUUUGAAGCUCCUGUGUUGAAGCUCCCUUUGUGUUGACUUUGGUGCCCUCUGUGGACAAAGCAGUACCUCUUCUCUGCUAAUCUUGUCCUGUAAAUAAGGAAAAAACUCAUCCUGCUCUCUGUUAGUGUGGCAAGUAUCACUCUGUGAAACAUGGCAGAGUAAACAAAACUAACUUCACUGUCUUACGGAUGACCUUGUCUGCUUUUGCAGCUCACAUAGAGGUAUCAGUCGUCUGUUUUAUAACCAGUGAAAAAUUCGGCACAGGAGCUUUGAGUCAGCUGUAGUGAUUUUAUGAGAGAGGGCAUCUGUUAAACAGCCAUCAUCGAGUGGCGUAUAAAUUCCGCUAUGGCCUGAAAAAGGCUCCAGGUUUUCUGCUUGACAGGAUCUUUGUUGUUUGUUUUAAUCCGAAACAUUUUCUAAUUUUGAUCACUGGCUUUUAUAAACUUUCAAAUCAAUGUUAACCCUAACAAAGAAUUAACUGUAAAUGACCUUAAUUCAACCCUGAUUUUAACCCUCAACAAACAAAUCAUUUAUUGAACUUCAAACCGUUCACAUUAUCUCAGCUGCUCCCUCUUUUCUCACUCUUUCUGAGUUUUUAGUUCCUCUCCUCAAUCCUAGUAAACACAUCUGACUUACGUGUCUCCCUGUCAGAUGAGAAAGAGCUGGGGGAGGAUGAAGGACGUGGCGCAGAAACAGAGAGUGAGAACCAAUCGAAGGAGCAGCUGCAAACGCAACAGCGAGCGGAGGAAGAGGAGGAAGAAGAAGAGCUGGUUCAGGAGGAGGAGAAGGAGGAGGACCAAGUGAUGGCGACGGAGCAGAGUCACAGUGCCCCCUGUGAGACAGAACCCCAGUCCUCAUAGUAGCAGAGAGUCCAGAAGAGGAUCAGAGACAUCUGAUUGCUCUGUCUGAACACAGUGUUGUGAUUGGCCAUGAUAGAGCGGUGUCAUUUUAAAGCAAUGUGAUCUCAAGAUGUCUUUCAUCCUUGUAACCAAAGUCUUACUUCUUUUUUGUCUAUAUACAUACGAAACAUAAAGCAGCAUAUGAAUCAAGAUGACAACAUUCAUCCUAAUCAACAGUAAAAUCACUAACCAUAUUGCCUAAAAUGACACCAACAUUUCAUGGUCCUUAAAAGUUGGAUUGGUUGAAUUAGAAAGUGUCUGAUUAAUGAUUGUAGUAAAAAUCCUAAGGCUGUUUUAGCACAGAGAAGUUAGCCACUGAUUAGGUUCCCCUUAUUGAUAACUGACAGUUAAUUUAUCAGUAUUUUAUGGUUUAUUUUUGGCUUUGAGGUUCUUUUAGAUUUGGAGAAUCUGGCUGCUCUAUGUUUUGUUCUUAAAAGAGUUGUGGUUUGGAGAGCACUACAGGUUCAUAGACUAUAAUUAGCAAAAACAUACUAGAAUCUUCACUUCCUCACUGACCCUGACAUGGCUCCUCGAUGUCUGCCUAUUUAACUUUUUAAUUUAAUGCAAAUUGUUAAGUACAUAGGAUGUACAUGAUGUUUAUUGUUCAGUUAGGUGGAAAUUUUCUGUCAAGGUUUUCAAAAAUAUUUUGAAAUCCAGCACAGCACCUGACGCCAUUUAAUGUGUUUACACUUUAUUCUUAUAAGUAUGCCACUCAAGGUUAAAGGUGCUGGUAGAGCUUUUUCCAUUGCCAGUUUUUAAUCCCCUAUAUUUUAACUUAAACCUUAGAUUUAUUAGUGAUAUUUAUAUUUUAACAAGCAGCCCCUGUAGACAAGUUAUCCUGCUAAAAUUUGUAACUUUUCUUACCUAAAAAUCACAGUUUGUGUAACUACACUCUUCCAUCAGCUGUGCUUGUCUGCUGAGCGCACCUGUUCUUAAAAUAUAGGCUAAUAAAACAGAGAAUCGACCAGGAUUUUAGAUACAACCCCAUCACUAAAAAAAAAAAAGCAGCUAUAGGAUAGGACAACCAUAGAAAGCAACCAUAACAACUUAUGGUUCUUGCCAUUUUUGCUGCCUUUGUCUCCUGUUUACUGGUGAGAAAGUUAGAAACAGUCAUCCAUGUCUGAGUGAGUAAAAACAAGGAGACUGUGGGAUGAUAUGUGAGCUAAACUGAAAGGGGGGGACUGUGAUUUGUUGGCUGCACUCUACAACCUCUCCACUUGGUGGCACUAAAACAUUGUCACUGCUUAUCACUGCAGUUACCCAGAACUGUGGGCAGCUUCUAAAUAUGAACUGUAGAUUGGCUGUCUGUACAAGUCUUUCCUUGUGUUUUAAGUUAGCUAUUUUAAAUGUGUAGAACAAACUGACCCAGUGUAACCCUCCUGCGCUGUCUGUGCCUUUCCUUUGAUUAACAAGUGGCCACAAACAUGAAAGGCUUUACCAAAAGUUUCAAGUUUCAAGUUUCUUUAAAAGCAGCAUUUCUGGUUUUUUUUACUCUAAAUUUCUCCACUGAAAUGAAAUCUGUGGUUGCUUUUAAGGAUAUCAUCUUGUGAUGUCAACUUAAGCUUACUUAUCAGAGUUAUGCUAUCAAUCAAAAAGUCCGUGAAAAACCACUGAACAUUUUACAAAUGGUAGAAAAGAGCAGACUUAAGCAAGAAUUGCCAAUUUUAUCUCCUACCUGCUCAUUGCCAAUCACAGCCCCUCAUAGGUUUAUCAUUUGCCAAAUGCACUGUCUUUAAUGUCAAACCUGACUCCAUUUGCACUGAGUUUCUCUUUGUAUUUAUUUGGCCAUAUUGUGUUUUAUCUGUUUCAGGUAUUGCUGCACUCUUUGGUCUUAGAGGCCAAAUGUCUGAAACCUAUGUUACUGUUAUAAUGAAUUUGAAGCUUGAGGCCUGGUUUUGGUUGUGUAGCAUUCAGGGUUUUAUCAGAUUAGUAUUCUGAAAGAAGUAUUUUCUUUUUCUUUUUUUUCCCGCUGUUGUUCAUUUGAAGUGUGUUCACUAUUGUUUUUCUCGUGGUCUUCCCUUUGUCAAGCUGCUGCUGCAAUGUAAAGAUUGAGAAGGUUCCCACUUAGUGAGCACUAACACCUUUUUUUUAAAAAUUUUUUAUUUUUGACAAUUCUUCAUUCUGCUAUUGAAUGGACUAGAAGAUAUAAUGAGGCCUUAAGCAAAAACGUCUCUGUCGUUGAAACUUGUAAUGUGCACAGAAACCCAGCUAGAUUAAGUGGGAAAUAACUCUUCAGGGGUACAAGAAAAAUUCAACAUGAAGUAAUAUUUAAUAUCCAUAUUUAAAUAUUUUCAGUCAGUGAUUUUCUCUGUAAUACUAUGUGUGUUUGUUAUUUGUAUUUGACCACAUUGAAACCUCCUGACUAACACAAUCAUCUGGCAAAUGUUGUCCGUACAGGUUUUAUGGUAGUCCUCUCCUUGUAUGUGGCAGCCAAAGUGCUUUUAGUCUGACAAACCUCUGCUGAAUGUUAAGGACAGACCUUGUGAGGAAUUUAAAGUAGCCUGUCUCCACAGUGUGACAUUUAGAUUUUUUUCCCAGUUAUAUCCCUCCACCAGGCAGCAGUGUUUACAGAAGUCACAAAAUAAUGCAUCGUGACACCUGUGCUUUUUUACUGGUUUGUGCUAACAAGUUUCUGUUAUUUCUUUAUAUUACAAUCUGCUGGUGAUGGAAUUGUGGAAACUUUCAACAUUUAUAAAGACUUAAGAUACUCUUCUAGCUGUCUGAAAAUGUGGAUACAUGUUUUGUGUGUUUACUUUUGGUCUUUUGUUUGGUUUUUCUUUGCUUGAUAUAUCACCUACUUUUGUCAGUGCUGGCUGACAUUACAUGUGUGCAUGGCACGCCUAAUAAAGUUUUUUAAAAGCAA
Messenger RNA from Xyrichtys novacula (pearly razorfish), 13714 nucleotides. The record is from the annotation of a GenBank genome assembly. Lineage: Eukaryota; Metazoa; Chordata; Actinopteri; Labriformes; Labridae.